This is a messenger RNA of Maylandia zebra (zebra mbuna), 8951 nucleotides long. The record is from RefSeq and is a predicted model, not a curated record. Lineage: Eukaryota; Metazoa; Chordata; Actinopteri; Cichliformes; Cichlidae.
UUUGAACAGAGGCAGACAGGGGAAGCAGAAUCAGUGGCUAGACAUGACCUUAGAAUAAAUUUGAGGAGUAACCCGAUGGUUUCAAACCACGGACCUUGAACAUCUGGAUUUCCCUUCGUAUUGGAUAUUUAAUUUAAAAGGAGGUGUUGGAGGAAUAUCUCCCCUCAGCGUUGGACUCUAUCUACCAGUUCCUCAGCAUAAAACCAUACCUGGCGCAGGUCUCAGAGUCUCCUUAAUCUUAUUUGUAGAUAGACAGCGAGCCCGGCUGGCGACACAUUAGAGUAUCUUUAUUUAAAGCGCUUUAACAGAAAAUGUGAAUCCCUGCCUUCUCCGUGAGGGAGCCGAAACCCCGUCGUUGGCAUCUGAAACAGCUGGCUUGUGUCUAGAAAAUUGUGGAUUAACGAUUUUUUUUUUACCCCUUAUCCAAAGGAACCUCGGACGUCUUUCAGUGGCCUGUAGCCACAAUGAGCGUCGAUUUAAUUGAAUUAACUACAUGAGCGGUGUCAAAAGAAACGCGUUUCUCUCCGAUUUAAAAAGGGAAAAAACCCAUAUCUGCUGAAAUAAACGGCGCCAGGAAAAUAUGGAAAACGAGGUGUUCACUCCUUUGCUGGAGCAGUUCAUGCUCACACCUCUGGUCUGCUGGGUGAAGACGGUCGGACACUCGACGGUGACCGAUGGCACCAAAUUAUCGGAAUAUAUUGAAUUAGUGGAUGGGAUUUACCUGAAUGAGAUAAUGCUUGAGAUAAAUCCCAAAGCCACAGUGCAGCGCACCAACAAGAAAGUGAACAAUGACUCCACACUGCGCAUCCAGAACCUUUCUAUUCUCAUCAGGCAGAUUAAAUCCUACUAUCAGGAGUGUCUCCAACAGCUGGUGAUGAUGCCUUUACCAAAUGUGCUGAUACUGGGCCGGAACCCCCUCUCUGCACAAGGUCUGGAAGAGAUGAAGAAACUGUUGCUGUUGCUACUAGGCUGUGCUGUCCAGUGUGAGAAGAAGGAAGAGUACAUUGAGCGUAUCCAGACUCUGGACUUUGACACCAAAGCUGCCAUAGCAUCACGUAUCCAAGAGGUGACUCAUAACCAAGAAAAUGUAGUGGACCUGCAGUGGUUGGAAAGUGGUGAAAUACCUCCAGAGGAUCUGGACAGCCUCUCCAGAAACCUGGCUUUCCACCUCAAGCGCCUGGUGGAUGAAAGGGACACACAGCUUGAGACUAUAGUCGAGCUUACCCAGGAGAGAGACUGUGUGCAGCUCUCUCCACUGGCUCCCUGUUCAACCCAGUCUCCCGGUGACUCUCCCAGUAUGAGGAGGACUGAGAGCCGACAGCACCUCUCUGUGGAGUUGGCUGAUGCCAAGGCCAAGAUAAGACGCCUUCGGCAGGAACUAGAGGAGAAGAGUGAGCAGCUUUUGGACACCAGGCAGGAGCUUGAGAACAUGGAGGUCGAGCUCAAGAGACUUCAGCAAGAGAGCUAUCAGCUGCUGUCAGAUGCUCGGUCGGCUCGGGCCUAUCGUGACGAGCUGGAUUCGCUCCGAGAGAAAGCGAUACGCGUGGACAAGCUGGAGAGCGAGCUGAGCCGAUACAAGGAGAGACUUCAUGACAUCGAGUUUUACAAGGCCAGAGUUGAGGAGCUGAAGGAGGACAACCAGAUUCUGCUGGAGACUAAGACGAUGCUGGAGGAGCAGCUAGAUGCUAGCAGGACCCGGUCCGACAAAUUACAUCUCCUGGAGAAGGAGAAUCUACAGAUCAAAUCAAAGAUCCACGACCUGGAGAUGGAGCGGGACAUGGACCGUAAGCGAAUGAAGGAGCUGUUAGAGGAGAACCUUGUGCUUGAGAUGGCCCAGAAACAGAGCAUGGAUGAAUCCCUGCACCUUGGAUGGGAGCUGGAACAAUUAUCAAAGACACCAGAGCUAACAGAAGCCCCUCAGAAGUCUCUGGGGGAGGAGGUGAAUGAGCUAACGUCAAGCCGUCUGCUAAAGCUGGAGAAAGACAACCAGACCCUGCUGAAGACGGUUGAGGAACUCAGAGCAGCGGCCAGUCAGGACACUGUGACAAAACUGGUCAAAGCUAACCAGGAAAACCAGAAGCUGAGCAAGAAAUUGGAGUCGUUGGAGAACGAACUGACAGCAGACAGAGAGUCGCUCCGCAGUGCCGAAUCUCUCAGUACUGACCUGAUGAAGGAGAAGGCUUUGCUGGAGAAGACUCUGGAAACCCUCAGAGAAAACUCAGAGAGACAGAUGAAGGGUCUCGAACAGGAGAACAAGCACCUGAGCCAAACCGUGUCGUCUCUGCGUCAGCGCUGCCAGGUGGGUGCCGAGGCCCGGGUCAAGGAUGUGGAAAAAGAGAACCGUAUUCUCCACGAGUCGAUCUGUGAGACAACUGCCAAACUAAAUAAGAUGGAGUUUGAAAGGAAACAGCUGCGCAAAGAGCUUGAAGUUAUGAAGGAGAAAGGAGAGAGAGCAGAAGAGCUGGAAAUUCAGAUACAGAAGUUGGAAAGGGAAAACGAGAGCCUGCAGAAGAAAGUUGCCAGUCUUGGAAUCACCUGUGAAAAGGUGGCUUCUUUGGAGAAGGAGAAUAGUGAGCUUGAGGCAGAAGGCCGCCGCCUCAAGAAGAAGCUGGACACCCUGAAAAACAUGGCCUUCCAGCUGGAGGCUUUGGAAAAAGAAAACACUCAACUGGAGCAGGAGAACCUGGAGCUUCGACGCUCAGCUGAGAGUCUCCGCUCGGCGGGGGCUAAGGCUGCUCAGCUGGAGGCCGAGAACAGGGAGCUGGAGAGCGAGAAGAGCCAACUGAAACGCAGUCUGGAGCUGCUCAAAGCCUCGUCUAAGAAGACUGAGAGAUUAGAGGUGAGCUACCAGGGCCUAGAUACUGAGAACCAGCGCCUGCAGAAGGCUUUAGAGAACAGCAGCAAGAAGAUCCAGCAGUUGGAGGCAGAGCUGCAAGAGGUGGAGUCUGAGAAUCAGUCCCUCCAGCGUAACCUGGAGGAGCUCAAGAUCUCCAGUAAACGUCUCGAGCAGCUGGAGCAGGAGAACAAGGCUCUGGAGUUGGAAAGCUCCCAGCUAGAGAAAGACAAAAAGCUCCUGGAAAAGGAGAACAAGCGACUGAGGCAGCAGGCUGAGAUCCGCGACUCAAAGCUGGAUGAUAGCAACCAGCGCAUCACUACCCUGGAGAAGGAAAAUCGGACAAUGGGCAAGGAGAUGAUCUUUUUCAGGGACUCCUGUACGAGAGUCAAGGACCUGGAAAGGGAGAAAAAGGAGCUGGUCAAACAGGCCACGAUCGAUAAGAAGACCCUUGUCACGCUCAGAGAGGAGCUUGUGAGUGAGAAGCUGCGGACUCAGCAGAUGACCAAUGAUCUUGAGAAACUGACCCAUGAGUUAGAAAAAAUUGGACUGAACAAAGAGAGGCUCCUGCAUGACGAGAGCUCAGACGACAGGUUUAAGCUCCUGGAAACCAAACUGGAGUCGACCCUGAAAUCAACUCUGGAGAUCAAAGAGGAGAAAAUUGCUGCACUUGAGGCAAGACUGCAGGAGUCCUCCAACCUUAACCAGCAGCUUCGCCAGGAGCUGAAAACGGUGAAGAAAAACUACGAGGCGCUCCGGCAGAGAGAGGAGGAGGAGAGGAUGGUGCAGAGCUCGCCCCCUAAAGUGGGGGAAGACCCUCAGGCUGUCAGUAAAUGGGAGAAAGAAAGCCAUGAAGCAACCAGAGAACUGCUGAAAGUCAAAGACAGACUCAUUGAAGUGGAGAGGAAUAAUGCUACUCUGCAGGCUGAGAAGGUGGCCCUGAGGAGCCAACUCAAACAACUGGAAACCCAAAACUCCAACCUGCAGGCUCAGAUAGUGGCUGUGCAGAGGCAGACGGCCUCUUUACAGGAGAACAAUACAACGCUACAGACGCAGAAUGCCAAACUACAGGUGGAAAACUCAACUCUGAGCUCACAGAGCGCAUCCCUGAUGGCCCAGAACGCCCAGCUGCAGACCCAGCAGAGCAGUGUGGAAGGAGAGCGUGAAGGAGCGCUGAGGGAGAAAGAGGAGCUGAGAGCUACCUAUGAACUGCUGCUGCGCGAUCACGAGAAGCUGGCAGCGCUCCACGAGAGGCAGGCAGCCGAAUAUGAAGCGCUGAUCGGCAAGCACGGUGGGCUGAAGACCUCCCACAAGAGCCUGGAACAGCAGCACAGGGACUUGGAGGACAAGUACAAACAGCUCUUGCAGAGAAAGGGGGAGCUGGAGGAGCUGGAGAAGAAUCUGAAGGAGCAGCAGGAAAAGAUGGCCCUGGAGAAUCAGACCCACCAAGCUACAGCUGACCAGUACAAACUGCUCAAAGAGGAAAAUGAUAGGUUGAAUAGCACCUAUCGUCAGCUCUUGAAGGACAAUGAAAAUCUCCAGCUGGACCAUAAAAACCUAAAGAGCCAGUUGAACAGUGCAAAGCUGGACCAAACCAAGCUGGAGGCUGAGUUUUCUAAACUGAAGGAGCAGUACCAGCAGCUGGACAUCACCUCCACCAAGCUAACCAACCAGUGUGAGUUGUUGAGCCAGCUGAAGGGAAACUUGGAGGAAGAGAACCGUCACCUGUUGGACCAAAUCCAGACUUUGAUGUUACAAAAUCGCACACUGCUGGAGCAGACCAUGGAGAGCAAGGACCUGUUCCACGUAGAGCAAAGACAAUACAUAGAUAAGCUGAAUGAGCUGAGGAGGCAGAAGGAGAAGUUGGAGGAGAAGAUCAUGGACCAGUACAAGUUCUAUGACCCUUCACCUCCACGCAGGCGCGGCAACUGGAUUACUCUAAAGAUGAAGAAGCUGAUCAAGCCGAAGAGCCGGGACAGGAUCCGGUCUCUCACACUGACUCCAUCUCGAUCAGAGUUUGGAGACAGUUUUCUGAUGUUUCCCCAGGACAGCCAGGACAGCUCAUCCAUAGGCUCGGGCACCAACUCGCUAGAUGACACGCUCUCACACAUGAGCAGCAGGAGGAGAGGGCAGCAGUCUCAUGCCCAAGUGCAGGGUUCCUCCAAUGCUAUAAAAAGGUUGCCUUUCAUGAGGAACAGAUCCAAGGACAAAGACAAGGCCAAGGCCAUCUACCGGCGCUCCAUGUCUAUGAAUGACCUGCUUCAGACCAUGGCAAUGGCAGGUGGUCCUGAGGCUCAGUGGGCGGGCAGCAGUGAGAAUCUAGACGGGGCUGAAGCCGGAGAUGCCAACAUGACGGGCAGCAGCAGGCGCAGCGGGCAGCGCAUGAAGGAACUCGCCUUUUCCACCAAUGCCAUUGAUUGUGCCACCCUCACCCUGCCUAGUUCAAGUCACAGUAGAGCCAAGCACAGGCUUCAGGUCAAAGACAAUGCCUCCUGCGAGGAUGUCGCCGGCUCAUUGGAUGAUCCCAAGAGUCAAGGGCCACAGAGGUAUAUGUCUCCCUGCCAUUUGAAUCGUUGUGCUGUUGGUCUGAGCGCUGUGUGCAGAGUGUCCUGUAGCAUCUGUACCGCCAGACCCUCCAGUCUUCAUAGCAACAGGACCACCAGUAGUAAUAGUAACAAUAACUCCCACCUCACUUCUCCUCUGGAGGGCAAAGGCACAUUGAACGGCAGUCUGAGCAGGCCUCACAGCGAGAGCAGCGGCGAGUUCAGCCUGAGUCUGGACCAGGAGGUGUGGUCCAGCUGCGGCAGCAGCCCCGUCCAGCAGCCCACCUCCUCACGCUCCUCCCACCAGAGCCCCCUGCAGCUGCGCAGAUCUCUUGACCCAUCCGCCGCCGCGGGCAGCGCGGUCCAGUCCCAGAUCAGGAAGACGGGAUCCCCAGGGAACGAGGUGCUUUCCCUGCAGCAGUUCCUGGAUGAGGGUAUUGAUCCUGCAGAGUCUGGCAGUCAGGAGAACCUCACUGUAGACUCUCCUCGCCUCUCCACCUCCUCUGAGCACGGCCAGAAAGAACGCACUGUCACAAAGGGCCGGGGCAUACUGCGCUCGUCCAGCGGAAAGGCAGCAGCAGUCAGCGCUGACCGGCCUCCGAGGUCUUCCGGACAACCAGGACGACCUUCCCUGCGGAAGGCCGAGAGCACACGCGUGAAAGGCUCCGCCCCGAUCCGCGCCAGCCUGUCUUCACAGGGCAAAGCGACCUCUGUCUCCGAACGGCUCGAUUCAGCCUCCUCCACCCUGCCCCGGGCCAGCAGUGUCAUCUCCACUGCUGAAGGUACCACACGGCGUACCAGCAUCCACGACCUGCUGUCCAAGGACAACCGGCAGCCCAUUUCGGUUGACGCUCCUGCUGCUGCUGCUUCCACCAGGGCUGGGCUACGCUCGCAGCCCACACCCAGUGAGUACCACCCCAACAGCACCAACCUUAAGGGACCCCUCACCACCAUCACCCCCAUGCCCAAGUCAGUCAGCUUACCUUGCAAUAGCUCGGAGGACCCCGACCUCUCCACCCUUGAGUCUUUCCUCGGCCCUUCCUUCACUGUAGAAUCUGUAUUCAUGGACUCCAUCUUUAGUGAGUCAGCAGACAAAAACCUCCCCUUCCUUUCUCUUAACCCCACCUUAGUCAGCAACAUCAGCGGGCCUCCUGUUACAAAUAAGACCCACCCUCCUCCUGUGCCGCAUCACAUUCGCACCCAAAACCAGACCCCCCACAGCCAAUCAAACGGCCAGGUGAGAUCCAGCGAGGGUGUUGAUCAGAGUUGUGUAAAUAAUCCGGAUCAGUCACUGAGCCCAGAGGAGAGGGAGUCUCUGUGGUACGAGUACGGCUGUAUCUAAAUGACGGGGAGGUUUCUGGUUUGCUGAUUUUAAUACUUGACUUGAAGAGGGAGGAACAAAAGGAUGGAUAAAGAGCAAAGCCAUUUCCUCUGCAUGUAUUUGUCAGAGUACUGUCUGUCUCUGUGUGGUGUAUGUGGGUCAUUUUUCCCUGUUUGCUAUGGUGCUGAUUGGUGACUUUACUUUCAUUUUUAAUAUUUUUUAACCCCCAUUUUCUUUUCUAUGAUGCGGGACUUUGACUGUUCUUCCGUCCAAUACCCUUUCACACAUUAUUUUUACCUCAUCAGAUAAGUUUUACCUGGCUAACAUUAUACUAUUAUCUGCUGCAGUGAGGUGAUACAUUUUAUCUUGGGAAUGAGAAGAAAUAGAGAAUUAUCUAAAGCUUUCAUGUGAGGCCAGAACACACAGAGCAAGUCGGUUCAAGUCACACCAGGAAUCAUAAAAACAGCAGGAAAAGCUUUUUUUUUUUAUUUUUUAUAAUGAGCAUAAUGAGCAAAGCAUUCUGGGGCAAUUUCUACAUAGUAAAGUCAGAUAAUAGGUUCACUUUGCAUUUUCUGUUUAUUAUGGUGAUUCUUGGCAAGUCCCACUUUUCACCUCCUAAAUUGCAUGGCUUUGUUUUGUCUGUUUGACCUGAAACUUUCAUUUGGAUUGCUGUGAUCAAAAUGGUUUUCAUCAGUUUGUUUCUUAUGAUGGUGUGUGCUGUUUGUUUUUUACAUUUGAUAUCUUUUCUGUUUUUCUUUGCUGUGUACACGUUCACUGGAGUGUUUGCUCCCCUCUGCAAAUGGAUUAAUAUGAUCUGGUGGAUCUAAGCUGACCUCCUGGGCUGGUGACAAAAUGAUGAAGCUUCAUUCCCAAAACAAUCAGGGCGGCAUUUUUAGUUUGAAACGUGAAAGUUGACGGAGAGGACACAGAAUACAGCAUGGCAAUAGUGAUUUGGUUUCACGCAGUUUAUGAUUGUUUGGGGGUAUUUUAAUUAUUUUUUUUAGAACGUGGAGUUGAUACUGUAAGUUGAUUCAUUUGAGGUUGUUUUGUGAAUGAAGCGAACAUCAUUCCUUUUGGUAUUUUCUCCUGACACGCCACAAGUUGGAUAACUUGAGGUGAUAUUUGAGACUGACCUAUCUUGUAUAGACUGCUAUCAUUAAGUUAUAAUCAAAGACGAGCACUACAUGUUGUGCCAAUACUAGUUGAACUGCCUGUAUCUACGUCCUUAUUUAUUUCUGCUUUUGUACUCUUUAGUUGCUGUUUUGAAGUUGCUAUAUUGUAUUUAUCUUGAUUCAAAGUAUCCGCAGGUAUGAAGUAAAUGAAAAUGGUCUGUCAUCACUCUGCAGAUGUAACAUAAGCGUUGCCUUUGUCCUACAGAUGUGGAGGGCAGAAAGUCUAAAAGCAGGAGCGGGGAGCCGCAGCAAAGCUGCUAAACCCUGUCCCCCCCACCCUCGUCUGUCUGCUACCAUGCUGUGAGCGCGUGGUGAGUGAGCGAGCGGGAGGAAAAGGGGGAGGGGGGUGGGGAGGGUGGGGUCAGUCUUGUCUCCAUGGGAACCUAAAACAUGGUGUAACAGAUGUCGUCCAUCCUGCUGUGCGCUUGCUUUCCCCUGCUUCUCUAAGCUGUUACCCUUCUCCCUCACUGUCCUGUCCAUCCCCUCACUGUCACUGUGGUGCCAAACGCCUGUUCAAGGAGCCUGAUGAGACCCGUCUGCAUGGCAUAUGGGCCAUUUUACCGUGUAGCUCUCAGUGUAUGCUGCUUCCCCCCCCCCCCUUGGAUCUCAAAUCCCUCGACAAGACGAGCCAUUCGGCUCCAGCAGCUCACCGUUUCCCACUCCUUCAUAAAGCAUCUCAUGCUGUUGGCGACUGCUGAGUGAAGAAGUCGGUGUUUGCAGGCUGCUUAUUGUUGCUGCAUGGCUUUGGUGUAGCGCUCAAAUCCUUCCCUCUUGCAUGUAGAUCCAGGCGUCCUUCUGUGUUCCCUUGUCACGUCUCUGUCUUUGCUGGUACAGCUUCUGAUCUCUAACUUUCUCCUUUGUCUGUUUUCCAUCUCCUUUCCUCCUUUUAUUUUUCUCAACUUUCUUGUCAUCUUUCUUUUCCUAUUCUCUCUACUCCUCUUUGCUUGCUUGGGACUCAGAGAAAGGUGGCCUUGGAGCUGUGUGUCUGAAGCCUAGUAGGGUGAAUCUGCUGAGACCGUCUACAGUGAGAAAAGAUUGUAAAAGCCUGUCUCACCCCCCCCCCCCCCCCUUUUUUUUUUUUA